This is a messenger RNA of Triplophysa rosa, 3998 nucleotides long. RefSeq names its product phosphofructokinase, liver a (gene pfkla). The record is from RefSeq and is a predicted model, not a curated record. The transcript is spliced from 22 exons. The coding region runs from base 152 to 2494 and encodes 780 amino acids. Gene Ontology annotation, molecular function: 6-phosphofructokinase activity; ATP binding; monosaccharide binding. Gene Ontology annotation, biological process: fructose 6-phosphate metabolic process; fructose 1,6-bisphosphate metabolic process; canonical glycolysis. NCBI's taxonomy places the organism in Eukaryota, Metazoa, Chordata, Actinopteri, Cypriniformes, Nemacheilidae. Gene Ontology annotation, cellular component: 6-phosphofructokinase complex; membrane; cytoplasm.
CUUCAUUGCGCACUCACAUCCGCGUCCUUCCGUCAGUCAGAAGGUCAAUCUACACCGUGUAAACAAUCCUCUCCGACCGUGACACCGUAACUUUAUAUCCGGAUCUCAAGAAACUCGAGGAUCGUGUCGUGAUUGUCUUUCCACGAGCAGGAUGAGUUCAACGGGUCUGGAGAAGCUGCGGAUGACGGGCGCGGGCAGGGCGAUCGCCGUUCUCACCAGCGGCGGAGACGCGCAAGGUAUGAACGCAGCGGUGCGAGCCGUGACCCGGAUGGGUAUAUAUGUUGGAGCAAAAGUUUAUCUGGUGUAUGAGGGUUAUCAAGGACUGGUGGAUGGAGGAGAUCAUAUUAAACUCGCCAACUGGCAAAGCGUCACCAAUAUAAUCCAACUGGGAGGGACCGUGAUCGGCAGCGCCCGCUGCAAAGCGUUCACCACGCGUGAGGGCCGUUUAUCUGCAGCGUUUAACCUGGUGAAGCGUGGCAUCUCUAACCUGUGUGUCUGCGGCGGGGACGGCAGUCUCACGGGGGCUCAUAUCUUCCGCUCGGAGUGGAGUGGACUGCUGGAUGAGCUGCUGAAGAAAGGCCGGAUCACUGCAGAAACAGCCAAACAUCACAGUCAUCUGAACAUCGUGGGUCUGGUGGGUUCCAUUGAUAAUGAUUUCUGUGGAACAGACAUGACCAUCGGCGCUGACUCCGCCCUCCAUCGCAUCACUGAGAUUAUUGACGCCAUCACCACCACAGCGACAAGCCACCAGCGCACAUUUGUGUUAGAGGUCAUGGGUCGCCACUGUGGGUAUCUGGCUCUGGUUUCAGCUCUGGCAUCUGGAGCUGAUUGGCUGUUUAUUCCUGAAGCUCCUCCUGAGGAGGGAUGGGAGGAGCUCAUGUGUGCUCGACUGGGAGAGAGCCGCAGUAAAGGAUCCAGACUGAACAUCAUCAUUGUUGCUGAAGGAGCCAUCAGUAGAAGCGGUGAGCCCAUCACCUCCAACUAUAUCAAAGACCUUGUUGUGUCUCGGUUGGGAUAUGACACGCGAGUGACGGUUUUGGGUCACGUCCAGAGAGGCGGAACCCCUUCAGCCUUCGACAGGGUUUUGAGCAGUAAGUUGGGCGUGGAGGCCGUGGUGGCCCUGUUGGAGGCGGAGCAGGACACGCCCGCCUGUGUGAUCGGCCUGUCGGGUAACCAGUCUGUGCGGCUGCCACUCAUGGAAGCGGUGGAGAUGACUAAAGAGGUGCAGAGGGCCAUGAAUGAGAAACGCUUUGAAGAAGCCAUACAGUUACGAGGACGGAGCUUUGAGAACAACUGGAACAUUUAUAAACUGCUGGCCUAUCAGAAGCCUGCUCAGACCCAGAGCGGACACUCCAUGGCCAUACUGAACGUGGGGGCUCCGGCGGCAGGUAUGAACGCAGCGGUGCGCUCAGCGGUCCGGGUCAGUUUGGCCACAGGACAUCGGGUGUAUAUUGUUAGCGAUGGAUUUGAGGGUCUGGCCAACGGAGAGGUUAAUGAAGUGUCGUGGAAUCAGGUGGCCGGUUGGACGGGACAGGGCGGAUCUCUGCUGGGAACCAAACGAACACUUCCGAGCACCUGCAUGGAAAAACUGGUGGAAAAUCUCAACAAGUUUAAUAUUCAGUCCCUGCUGGUCGUCGGUGGUUUUGAGGCUUAUGAGGGAAUAUUAGAGUUGGUUGAAGCCAGGGGGCGAUAUGAUGAAUUAUGUAUUCCCAUGUGUAUCAUUCCUGCCACCAUCAGCAACAAUGUGCCCGGCACUGACUUCAGUCUGGGGGCAGAUACCGCCGUAAAUGCUGCCAUGGCUAGCUGUGAUAAGAUCAAGCAGUCAGCCACCGGGACCAAGAGAAGAGUGUUUGUGGUGGAGACUAUGGGGGGAUUCUGUGGAUACUUGGCAACCUACACUGGCAUCGCUGUUGGUGCGGAUGCGGCAUAUAUUUUUGAAGAAUCGUUUAACAUCCAUGACCUCAAAACUAACGUGGAGCAUUUGACGGAGAAGAUGAAGAAAGACAUUCAGAGGGGUCUGGUGUUGAGGAACGAGAAGUGUCACGAGCAGUACACCACAGAUUUCAUCUACAAGCUUUACUCGGCGGAAGGGAAAGGCGUCUUCGACUGUAGGGUCAAUGUUCUGGGACACCUGCAGCAGGGUGGCGUGCCCACACCCUUUGACAGGAACUAUGGCACUAAACUGGGCGUGAGAGCCGUUCAGUGGUUAACUGAGAAGAUGACCAACGCUUUUAGACAAGGUCGUGUGCUCGCUAACACUCCAGACACCGCCUGUGUGAUCGGACUCCAGAAGAAAGUCCUGUCCUUUAGUCCCGUGACUGAACUGAAGGAUCAGACGGACUUCAAACACAGAAUGCCCAAAGUACAGUGGUGGGUAAACCUGCGUCUGAUGCUGAAGAUGUUGGCCAAAUAUCAGACCUCCUUCAAUGAGUAUGUGACCGGAGAGAUUGAACACGUGACGCGUCGCUCUCUCAGUAUAGACACCGGCUUUUAAAACGUCAUUCAGAUCAGUUCACCUCACUGCCACGCCAACAUACAUCAGGAUUCUUGAGUAAAACAUGACUCCAGAUCUGUGCCUGAUCAUAAUGAUGCCGAGACGGCUCUAGAUCCCUCCAUCAAAGCACCCGUUCAGUUAAAACGUCUGUGAUGUUUAUAGCCUUAGUUUCGAAUUAAUAAUAUAGUUUCAAUGAAUAACGAAAUACUUUAUUUUCAACAGAAAUGUAUUGGUAUACAUUUGAUAGUUUUAUUAAGUACAGUAUAAAGCUGAGAUCUGAUUGGUCUGUGAUUGGUGGACACAUACAUAUGUAUGGGUCAAAGACGAGAAAGGGUUUAAGCAUAAAAACAAUAAGUGUAAUACUGCUUUCAAUUGUUGUUGUUCAAAAAAAGAAGGUUUCUGUUUAGUUUAAUUGCGUUUUUGUUUUUCUGAGCAAAAAAGUAAAUAUCAUACAUUUUCCCCUGAUUUACGGAAGACGGACACUAAAAUGUCAUUCGGUGUAACAAUCUUGUCAGGCAUAAUUACAACAAAAAUCUAUUUAGGACAUAUCGAAAGACUAAUUACUUUCACCCAAAAUGCUAAUUAUUUGUAAUUUUACUUGUUUUAUUUUAUUUGCCACUAUCCUAGGUUUUGCCUGUUUGUCAAUCAGAAUUUUUACUCAUUUAAUUUGUACAUAAAUAUUGUGUUACACUGAAUGACAAUGUAACAUUAUUUCAACCAAAUUUUGACAUUUUAUUCUCCCAAAACUUAGUUGAAACCAUAAAGUAGACAUUUUACUUGCAUUUAAUGUGCUUUCUAUACACGUAAAAUCACUUUUUGAAAUGUAUUUUGAUGCGGACAUCUUAAAGUCUUUGACCCUUAUACAUAGAUGCUACAUUCCACCACUCCAGACAACAUCUACAGUAUGUUUAUGUGUAUACAGUAUCUGCGUGAGCAGCUUUGGCACUUUUAUUGUAGAAAGCCUCAAACUUUCAUGGUGCAAUGGACCUUUGGACACUUCAAUAUAGACACACUAUUAAAACAAGACCAAAGAGAUUGAUUACAGAUAUUUAACAAUUUAAAAGAUUUUGUUAUUUCCUGCCACAUCUAGUGUAUAUUCCAGUAAUGUUUCAUGAGAGAAUGGAGUUUUGAUGUGAUCAUAAGCAGUUGAGGUUGACAGAUAACCCUGACUCUGUGACUCUUAAACGUGUUGUUGCCUGUUGUGCGGUUAAGUGACUGUAAUAUCAUGCGUCUGAUCAGUGUGAUCAUUGUUAAUCUAGUGUUGCAUGUUUUACACAUCCAGUAUUGAAUACUUGUAUAACCGUUUUCACAUUGUACUGUAUGUAACAAACACAAACGCGUCCUUUCGCUUAUAGUGUAAGUCUGCAAAACUUUAAGAGUAAAUAAUAUUCUGUAUACAAAUCUGUCACAAAAAAGAUUUAGAUGUUAAAUGAAUGUAAUGAUACAGCUGAAUGACUUUGAAAUCAUCUUUAUUGCCAUUUAAGAUAAAUUAACAUAUAUUAAG